Macrosiphum euphorbiae (potato aphid) is the source of this 1551-nucleotide messenger RNA. Lineage: Eukaryota; Metazoa; Arthropoda; Insecta; Hemiptera; Aphididae. The record is from the annotation of a GenBank genome assembly.
AUGACGGUACCAAAGCUUGAAGAUGAACUAGAAAACCUCAGACCAGUGGUAGUAGUUGAUGAUUCGAAUUCGGCCGAGAAGCCAAAUUUGAAAGGUGAUUGGUUGAAUUUUUUCCUAUUGUUGUUGCUGUAUACGAUGCAAGGCGUACCGUUUGGUUUAGCAUUGGUAAUGCCAAUAAUUUUGCAGAGCAAGAAAAAUGUAUCUUACAAAGAUCAGGCUAUAUUCAGUUUAGUUGUAUGGCCGGAAAGCUUAAAACUGAUAUGGGCCCCUUUGGUAGACGCGCUGUACGUGCAAAAGAUGGGAAGACGAAAAUCAUGGCUCAUACCGGUUCAAUAUUUAAUGGGAGCAUGCUUAAUUUAUAUGGCCAGCAAUAUUGAUGAAUGGUUGCCAGAAACGCGAAAGCCAGACAUACUGAAAUUGGUAUACUCAUUUUUCUGCAUGGGAAUGUUGGCUGCCACGCUAGACAUAGUUGUCGAUGGUUGGUCAUUAACAAUGCUGAAGAGGAAUAACGUGGGAUAUGCAUCUACUUGCAAUUCAACCGGUCUGGUGAUGGGCAUUAUGAUAAGUUAUAUAUUUUCAAUCUUUUUUACUUCAGAAGACUUUAGCAACAAGUACUUACGGUUUAGGCCAGAUGUAGGAGGGGUGUUCACUAUGAACAGUUUAUUAUAUGCUUGGGGUGUUCUUUUUAUAUUAAUAACUACAUUGAUUGCAAUUUUUAAAAAAGAAAGAGAUAACAGAUUAGAGGAUGACCACGUAAAGCUCAACAUUGUUCAAAACUAUUCACUUAUAUGGGACAUUUUAAAACUACCUGGUAUUAAAUUAUUGGCAUUAACAUUGCUGACAGCUAAGAUUGGAUUUGCUGCAACUGACAGUCUUGCGAUUUUAAAACUUAUUGAUGCGGGAGUACCAAAAGACAACGUUAUGUUUAUACAAACACCACUGUUUGUUGUAAAAAUGUUUUUGCCACUAGUUGUAGCGAAAUACACUUCUGGUCCGAAACCGAUGAACGUAUACCUAACAGCAACACCCUUCAGAUUACUUUUGAAUAUUUCAUUUGGGGUGUUUAUUUACUAUACACCGACAUUGAUAAUAACGAAUGGGUUUGUUAAUAUUCCAAUGUAUUACUAUGCACUUUUAAUAUUUUUAGUGUCAAUACAAGAUAUUCUAGAUAACAUUAUGAGAGUAGCUUUGUUAUCUUUUUUCUCUCGAAUAAGUGAUUCACGUUUUGGUGGUACUUACAUGUCAUUAUUGGGUACACUUUCAAGUUUGGGAGGAGCAUGGUCGUCUUCGGUCACCAUUGGAAUGGUAGAUUUCCUAACGUUUAAACAAUGUUCUUUAGAUCACCAGAAUAGUUGCUCUACAGCAAAUCUAAAAAACAUGUGUAAAACAAUUGGAGGUGAUUGUGUUGUUAUAGUGAACGGGUAUUACGUAGAAACGGCUGUGUGCACCAUUAUAGGAAUCAUUUGGUUUUGUAUAUUUAGAAAGAUCCUUAACAAUAUUCAAACUAAGGGCCGUUCUUAUUGGUUGGUCGAUAUAAAGAGACCAAGAUAA